Molecule: messenger RNA, 5747 nt
Organism: Oryzias latipes (Japanese medaka)
Lineage: Eukaryota; Metazoa; Chordata; Actinopteri; Beloniformes; Adrianichthyidae
Product: neural cell adhesion molecule L1.1
Biological process (GO): axon guidance; cell-cell adhesion; brain development
Cellular component (GO): plasma membrane; axon
Molecular function (GO): cell-cell adhesion mediator activity
Source: RefSeq, a predicted model, not a curated record
GUCAUGGGCAGAGCUUCAAAGGGUGUGUUUCAUGUACCACUGCAGGAAAAAAAAAAAGCUCACACAAGGCGGAAGAACAGUCAAUAGGCUGUGGAGGAGACUGAAUCUAUUCAGGGACGGGGACAAAGGAAGAUGGAGGAUUACCGAUAAAAAAUGAUCCAACUGGAGGAACACCAACUGCAAAGCUGACUGCUGAACAUGAGACGGUGGGGCGAGCAAGACACUCAGAGUCUCUCACUCUAAACCGCAGAGCAAGUCCCAACCCUCCCAAACCCACCCCCCACUCCUCAUCCCAGUCUAAAUCACACCGCUGCUCACUUCUUUAGACCACAUCGGGGAGUUCCUGGAUGGUGUGCUUGAUUUAGCACAUAAGCUAGAGCGGAGUGUGCUUUAAAGGACUAAUGAGUGCGGGGGUGUCUUGUGUGAGUUGGAUGGGAUACUGAAAGAUGUGUGUGCCUCAGCAUCGUUGGAGGGGCUAUUGGGGGCUGGGCUCCCCACUCCCCCCUCUGAUUCUACUCCUUUCUUUGUCCUGCCUCCUCUCCAAGUGUCCGUCUGUUCAUGGAGCCAUCCACAUCCCUAAGCAUUAUAAACUACAGAACAUAUUACAGCCUCCACAAAUCACAAAGUUUCCAAAAUCUAUCACUGCCUUUUCUCGAGAGGACAUCGACCUGCCCUGCAGUGCAUCUGGUAACCCCACACCCUUUAUCCGAUGGAUAAAAAAUGGCGAAGAAUUUGGGACAGAACAUUUAGGAUCUGGGACGUUGCAAACAAAAGGAGAGGAGGCCGUGGAGAACUAUGCAGGAAACUACCGCUGCUACGCAUCCAACACUUUGGGGACAGCAAUGACCCAAGAAGUAAAGGUCAUUGUUGAAUCAAGUCCUGUUAUUCCAAAGCAAAAAAAGCAGCGUAGAGAAGCCUAUGAAAGAGAGAGCAUCGUCCUGACCUGCAACCCUCCACAGAGUUCCAGUCCGCUAAAAAUUCAUUGGAUGGACUUCACAAUGGUACAUAUUAAUCAGAGUGACAGAGUAAUGACUGGGCUGGAUGGAAACCUGUACUUUUCUAAUCUGCUGAGCAGUGACAGUAGAGAUGACUACAUCUGCAAUGCUCAGUAUGCGGCUGCCUUGACAAUCCUCACUGUAACAGCUGUCAGUCUCACAGUUCUCCCAAGUAAUGAUGUCAUUUACGGCAAGAAAACGGAACUGUUCCGUCCAACCGGAUUGCACUCCUCCAUCCUAGCCCUCAAGGGCGACAGCGUCACCCUAGAAUGUAUUCCAAAAGGCCUACCCACACCUAUAGUUGAGUGGAGGAAGAAGGAUGGCACCCUGAAGGACAUGAGCGGCAGACUCAAAAAUCACAACCGCUGGCUUUAUUUUGAUAACAUAAGCCAGGAGGAUGAUGGAGAAUAUGAAUGUAGAGCCUCUAACAGUUUGGGUUUCGCCACACACACUUUUACUGUAACAGUGGAAGCGGCUCCUUACUGGGUGAAGGAGCCCCAGAACCUUAUGUAUGCUCCAGGGGAAACAGUACGACUUGACUGCCUGGCUGAUGGCAUCCCAACCCCCAGCAUCACCUGGAGCAUGAAUGGACAAGCCCUGGCAGAGGUGGACGAUGAUCCUCGUCGGAGUAUAACCAGCAGCUCAUUGAUACUGAGGGACGUAGAAGUCAGUGACACAGCUGUGUAUCAGUGUGAAGCCACCAACAGGCAUGGUUCUAUCCUCCUGAACACCAACCUGUUUGUUGUAGAGCUCCCGCCUCAGAUCCUCUCAUCUGAUGGGGUGAUAUACAGGGUCAUUGAGGGCUCUGACGUCAACCUGCACUGUGAAUCUUUUGGCUCUCCUCGACCACAUACAACAUGGACACGGGAGGAUAUGGUUCCUUUGCUUGUGGAUCCAAGGGCUUCACUUUUCACCAACGGGACAAUACAGUUGUCCAGUGUGAGCCAUGAAGAUGGUGGAACCUACACCUGUUCUGUUAAGUUCUCCAACAUCUCCAUCAGUGCUAACCUAGAGGUUUUCAAUCAAACCACAAUAUCUGAGGGCCCCAAGGACAUUCGUGUUCUGGAAGGAACAACGGCUCUCUUGGCCUGUGAUUUUUACAAAGAUCCUCGACUGCAGGAUUUUUACGUUAAGUGGAAGAGAGAUGGAGUCGAACUGCAAGGGUCGUUGCCAGAUGACAAGUACACUAUCUUUACCAACGGCACACUAGAAAUGACAAAAGUCCAUUUAAACGACAGUGCACAUUAUUCCUGUGAGGUCAGCACUGUUCUUGACCAUGCCACUGCCAAGGGCUCCAUCACUGUCAUAGCCCGACCGCUCCCCCCGAGGUCUUUAACUCUCUCUGGGGGUAGGGACAGCAGAGUCAUUCUCCAAUGGAUAGAAGGGCCCGCACACAACAGUCCCAUCACAGAGUUCAUUGUGGAAGCAGAAGAGAAACUUCAUACCGGAGAAGGGAAGGGGAUUUGGAAGACGUGGGAAAGAAUUUCUGGAAAUCAAACCCAAGUACAGCUGACUCUACGCCCGUUUUGCACAUACCGUUUCCGGAUCAUUGCUGUUAAUGAAGCUGGGGAAAGCAGUCCAAGUGAACCCACAGAGGACCAUGUUACACCACCAGCUGCUCCUGACAAAAACCCCACUGAUGUUAGCAGCAACUCCAGAGACUCAGGAACUCUUAGCAUAACAUGGACUAAAGUUGAGAAGCGCUUCCACAAUGGUGACAAUUUCCACUAUAGGGUAUUUUGGCGAGAAGCUGAGGGGGCAAGAACAGAUACAAAUUGGAAACAUGCAGAUGUCACAUCUCCACCAUUUCUGGUUGGAAACACAAGUACCUACAAGCGGUUUGAGAUCAAAGUCCAGGCCAUUAACUCGAUUGGAAAAGGACCGGAGCCAGAGAAAAGGAUUGGAUACUCUGCAGAGGAAAAACCUGAAGACUCACCCACUGAGGUUUCAACAACCGUGAAGAAUUGCACAGUGGAAGUGAGAUGGCGCCCACCAAAGAGGGUUCAGGGUCUGCUUAAGGGAUUCAAGAUCUACUUUAGUAGUUUGGGUCCCCGGAGUACAGAGCACCAGAGUUCUUUCAGCAAACAUCACCAUGUCGAGCAAAGAGAAAAACCAGAGGGAAGAAGCCACAAAGACAAAAGGAGCUGGGUGGUGGAGGUUGAAGGCACAAACACAUCAAAGGAAGUUGAUGGUCUGCGUUGGUACUGGCAUUAUGAGCUGUCGGUGACGGCCUUCAACAGCAAAGGGGAAGGCCCUCACUCCCCAUCACGCCGUUUUGAAACCCCAGAGGGAGUUCCAGGUCCUCCUGCAUCUCUGUGGUAUAAAAGCCCUACAGACACAACUCUAAUUUUGCACUGGAGUCCUCCACUUGAUGCCAAUGGUGUACUGCUUGCAUACAUGGUUCAGUACAAGGAGGAGAGUCAAGACAGCCCAAUGCGGAUGCAGAUGAUUCAUGAUCCAUCUGUGAAUCACAUAGUGUUGAAUGAUCUAAACCCAAGCAGCUAUUAUGAGUUUAAAGUUAUUGCACACACUGCAGUUGGAGCUGGAGAGCCCAUCAACCGUAGGUUGGCUACUCUACUUGAAGGAGUUCCUCCAUCAAAUGUUACUGUCGACCCCAGUAACACAUCAUUUAAUCUGAGCUGGACACCUGGAGAGCGACACAGGAACCAUGUUUUUCACAUCUACUACACAAAGAAGACUGGUGCAGCAAGUCAGUGGGAAGAAUCGGAGAUGGUCAACUCCACACAGGGGUUCUACUCACUGACGGGCCUCCAACCAGGAACUCAGUAUCAUCUAAAGAUCAUGCGUGGGAACAACACGCAGUGGGAAGAUGUUAUGUGGACUAUUGGACCAGUGCCGUCAGAGAUGCCUGGAGGGUUGGCCUGGUUGACGGGACUCAUCAGUGCCAUUGUGCUGCUUGUUCUAAUACUAUUUAUCUUCUGCCUUGUCAAGCGCAGAAAAGGAGGCAAAUAUGCAGUGAAGGUCAAAGAGGAGAAGGAGGUGGACUAUGAGGCUCGGCCAAUGAAAGAUGAAACCUUUGGAGAGUACAGAUCGCUGGAGAGUGAUGGAGAUGAGAAGCGUUCAGACAGCCAGCCAUCUCUGUGUGAGGACAGUAAACUGGGGAGCGUUGACUCUUUGGCUGAAUACGGAGACAGUGUUGACAUUCAGUUCAAUGAGGACGGCUCCUUCAUUGGUCAGUACAGCGGCCGCGGAGCCGCCCCUCACGGCUCUAAAAGCUCCGACCCGGCCUCACCUGUCGAUGCUGCUCCGCCUCUUCCCAUUGUUCCAUCCAUGUCGAGCAUCCUCAAUCGGCCCAGCUAGACACACACACAACCCAAUGCCAACAACACAACUGCCAGAAUUUCAGUGAAAGAAUGAACUGUCAGAAUAAAUAUAACAAAGGAGUCAGAAAGGAGUUUGUCCACGUCAUCUUAUACUUGUCUGCAACCUUCAAUGUUCCUGAAUGUACUGAUUCUGCUCUUAAGUAUAACAUCAAGUCAACACUCAAAUGAUCAUCUGUCAGCAAAAGUAAUUUUUUAGAGGCAUUCCACAAACCAUCCCCGCACCAGAAGAUGGGAAGGUAUCCGCCAACACCUCAGAGAAAACAAACCUUUUCCUGAACCUUGUCCUAAAGUGAAUUUGUAGGUCUAUAAAAAUCUUUCAAACAGAAAAGAUCCUACAUUUAGGUGAAAAGUAACCUGACAGAGGAAUCAACAAGGGUUCAUUCAAAAAUAAUGGCCAGACAUUAAGUCAGAAAAAACACUCCUCUGGCUCAUUUUAAGUCUUGAAAUGUGUAACUAAUGAUGGCUAACACAUGAAUAUUUAUGAAAAAUUAUGACGGGCAACUUCAUCCCCUUUGUUGAAUCCCAGCAUCAGCAUCAGAAGAUGGUCCUCCAACUGUCAGUCUCAACUCAGCAUGAGAGAAAACUGAUGUGUGUUGGCAUUCCGAUUUUUUACUUAUGUUUAAUACAACUAACUAAAAUAAAGCAGUGAAGUAGUCUUCAUUGGUAACCAGGGCAAUUUCCUACAAGAGACUAGACAUCCUGUUUGGCAUGCCUGGCCGUAAGACAGAGGAUGUCUGUUUUUUCCUUCAUUCCCAAACCAGUUCUUGCUGCUUGUUUGAGGACUUCACAGCUGCUUGCUCUUAGUUUUGUCACAUCUAAUGAAAAAUACCACAGCUCCUACAGACAUGAGGACAAUUUCUUGUAAGGCUUGUUGGAGUAUGACCUCACCUUUCAGAGGUACAGUUACUUAAAUGUAUAAGUGGAUGAGCAAGUCACCACCAAAAUGUUUUAGGCCAAGUCAGUUAUUCCUCAAAUAACUUUAUAUCCUACUUUCAGGGAUGGUGGCCCACUCAGAACUCUAAAGCUGAUAUAGAAUGAGGCCUAUGGAAUCAUGGAGAGGUUAGGUCUUGGUAGCAAAAUGAACCUCGGCAGGGCAGCAGGGGGAUAGAGAGCCAAAAUGUUGUGAUUCUCAGAGUGUAAAUACAAUUUUGCUGUUGUCACUCCUUUUUUUGAUUAUUGUACGUCUUUAUUCAUAAGAUAGCCAUACUGUAUUUUCUUUCGGAUACCUUGGAUGUGUACUGAAGUAGGCCUUUGCUGCUGCAUUUGUGGUGUACGCUGGACCCCAAAAGUAUCCUUUCAUGUGUCACCUAGUAGUUAGCAGAUUGUCACAGAGAAUUAGAAUCAGAUGCCAGUUUUGCUCUGGAUUUAUCUGUAGUGAUUAGAAAAUAAAUGAAUGAUGAUUUCUGAA